Molecule: messenger RNA, 2661 nt
Organism: Aspergillus tanneri
Lineage: Eukaryota; Fungi; Ascomycota; Eurotiomycetes; Eurotiales; Aspergillaceae
Gene: LIG1
Product: DNA ligase (ATP) CDC9
Exons: 4
Coding region: 1-2661 (886 amino acids)
Biological process (GO): lagging strand elongation; DNA biosynthetic process; DNA repair
Cellular component (GO): nucleus; mitochondrion
Molecular function (GO): DNA ligase (ATP) activity; ATP binding; DNA binding
Source: RefSeq, a predicted model, not a curated record
AUGUCCGAAUCUAAGGGUAGGAAGCAAGCUACACUGGGGUAUGUUCGUGACUCCCAGAUGACUCUCGGAAGAUUUUUUGGCUCCAAUUCCGAUGCCAAGGAGGCGCCCAAGAAACAAACAACCCUUGCAUUUUCUGGAAACGAAUUCAAGGCCUCAAAAACCACCGCAAAAGCCACGACUACGGACGACGCUCCGGAUGUCAAUAAGAACGGUACUAAUGGAACUUAUGCUGACAAGGUCGACACGGCGGACUUCAGUGGCGCUAGUACAGUAAAAGGCCAGACGAAUUGGAAUCACGAGCCGAACAACCUCAAGCGAGAAACCUCCGGGGACAAUGAAGACAGUGAUGGAAGUGACAUACAGCCUAUUCCUAAAAGACGGCGGAAGAGCCCUCUAUUGCAGUCUCCGAAGGGAAAAUCUCCGUCCCCCAAGAGUCCGAAAGCAAAAAAAGAGGCCGAUGUAAAGAAAACCCCGUCCCCGCCCGCAGUGAAGACUGCGUCUGGGGAGCAAAAUCUAGAAGAAGAAUCCGAACAAGAGGCCUCAUCUGCUAGCGAAGAAGAUGAAAAGCCGGAGGCGAUGAAGGAAACCAUGGAAAAGGUCCAGGCCACAUUAAAAGCUAGUGGAAAUGAACCAUAUCCUGAUUGGAAACCUGGUGAUCCCGUUCCUUAUGCGGCACUAUGUACUACUUUUUCUCUUAUUGAGAUGACCUCCAAACGCUUGGUAAUUCUUGCUCAUUGUUCCUUGUUUCUCCGCCAAGUCCUACGCUUGACUCCGCAAGACCUCCUCCCGACGGUCCAGCUGAUGAUCAACAAACUCGCUGCGGAUUAUGCAGGCAUCGAGCUCGGGAUUGGCGAGUCCUUGAUCAUGAAGGCGAUUGGCGAGAGCACAGGCCGCAGUUUAGCUGUUAUCAAGGCCGACCAGCAUGAAAUUGGAGACCUAGGCUUGGUAGCCACGAAGAGUCGAUCAAACCAGCCUACUAUGUUCAAGCCGAAGCCUUUAACUGUCAGAGGGGUACAUGAAGGCUUACUUGGGAUUGCAAAAGUCCAGGGUCAUGGUUCCCAGGACAAGAAGAUAUCUGGUAUCAAAAAACUCCUUUCGGCGGCUGAUGCAGGAACAGGCGGAAAGGGUGGCAAAGGUGUUGAUAUCACCAAGAACAAGGGUGGUCCCAGCGAAGCUAAAUAUAUUGUCCGAUUUUUGGAAGGAAAAUUGAGGCUUGGUCUCGCUGAAAAGACAGUCCUUGUUGCACUCGCCCAGGCCGUUGUCAUGCAUGAAGCGGCUGUGAAGGGCGAGAAGACACCAUCCGCGGAGAAGAUGGCCGAGGGUGAAGCUAUUUUGAAGACGGUAUACAGCGAGUUACCUGCUUAUGAGAUAAUUAUCCCUGCUAUGCUCGAGCAAGGAUUGAUGAAUCUGGGCAAAGUCUGCAAGCUUCAGCCCAGUAUCCCCAUCAAACCCAUGCUCGCUAAACCAACGAAAUCCAUUACCGAAGUUCUCGACAGAUUCGAAGGAAAGGACUUUACGUGUGAAUAUAAGUAUGAUGGGGAGAGGGCACAGAUCCAUUACAUUGCGCCCGACUCUAUCCAUCAAUACCCUGCUGCAACAGCUACGCUACAAAAAGACAGCAAGGGGUUUUCGGCGAUAUUUUCCCGCAAUUCGGAAGAUCUGUCCAAAAAAUAUCCCGAUGUGCUCGCUAAGCUUGAUAGCUGGAUUAAGGACGGGGUGACAAGCUUCGUUCUAGAUUGUGAAACAGUCGCCUGGGACACGGAAAACAAAAAGGUUCUGCCUUUCCAGCAGCUCAUGACGCGCAAGAGGAAGGAUGUCAAAGCAGAAGAUGUCAAAGUCAAAGUGUGUGUGUUUGCAUUCGAUCUUCUAUUCCUGAAUGGAGAGAGUACUGUUAGGAGCACGUUCCGGCAACGGCGAGAACUUCUGCAUCAGUCGUUUCAACCAAUCGAGGGUGAAUUUCAAUUCGCUCAAUAUGGCAAUAGCAACGCGGUAGAUGAUAUCCAGAAUCUACUUGACGAGAGCGUCAAAGCAUCGUGUGAAGGGCUCAUGGUGAAAAUGCUGGAUACGGAGGAAAGCGGUUAUGAACCCAGCAAACGGAGUCGCAACUGGCUCAAGGUUAAAAAGGACUACCUCGCUGGUGUCGGUGACUCGCUUGAUCUUAUCGUCCUUGGAGCGUACUAUGGUCGUGGCAAGCGCACCUCUGUUUAUGGCGCGUUCCUCUUAGCGGCAUACAACUCAAGCAAGCAAACUUACGAAACGAUUUGCAAUAUUGGCACAGGCUUUUCCGAAGCGAUCCUCGAGGAAUUUCACCAAAAGCUCUCUCCACUCAUCAUUGACCGACCCAAGCCCUUUUAUUCACAUUCGACCGUGCCGAAGGAUCAGCCCGAUAUUUGGUUUGAGCCUCGACUCGUCUGGGAAGUUAAGACGGCCGACUUAACCCUCAGCCCGCGAUACCAGGCAGCGGCUGAUGAAUUCGUCGGAGUGACGGGGGGUAGUAAAGGCGUUUCUCUUCGUUUCCCACGAUUCAUUAAAUCCCGAGAUGAUAAGAAGCCUGAGCAGGCCACUACGACGCGAGCGGUAGCCGAGAUGUAUCGAAAGCAGGAAGCGGUCGUGAAAGAGAAUACCGGGAAGGGAGGCGUCGACGACGAUUUUGAGUAUUAG